Molecule: messenger RNA, 3274 nt
Organism: Cyprinodon tularosa
Lineage: Eukaryota; Metazoa; Chordata; Actinopteri; Cyprinodontiformes; Cyprinodontidae
Product: arf-GAP with coiled-coil, ANK repeat and PH domain-containing protein 3-like
Exons: 25
Coding region: 143-2653 (836 amino acids)
Cellular component (GO): cytoplasm
Molecular function (GO): protein binding; GTPase activator activity
Source: RefSeq, a predicted model, not a curated record
AGCUGCAGUCAGAGCCGCUCUCACAGUGAACCGCUGCUGUUGGAGCAGCACCAUUCUCCCUCGGAUACUUAGCAUCUUUUUACCCACUCAGGAUAUGAAAUCUGUGUUUUAAAUCGCGUGGAAAUUCCUCAGCAAAUCCAAGAUGACGGUUGAUUUUGAAGACUGCAUCAAGGAUUCUCCCCGGUUUCGGACAAAUAUUGAUGAAGUGGAGACAGAAGUUGUGGAGAUCGAAGCAAAACUAGAAAAGCUGGUGAAGUUAUGCAGCGGGAUGAUCGAGUCUGGGAAGGCAUACAUCAGCGCCAACAAGCUGUUUGUCAACGGCAUCAGGGAUCUGUCUCAGCAGUGCAAAAAGGAUGAGAUGAUCUCGGAGUGCCUGGAAAAGUGCGGAGAAAGUCUGCAAGAGAUCAUUAAUUACCACAUGAUACUGUUUGAUCAAGCCCAGCGUUCUGUGAAGCAGCAGUUGCACAACUUCGUGAAAGAGGAUGUUCGGAAGUUCAAGGAGACCAAAAAGCACUUUGACAGGGUGCGGGAGGAUAUGGAAAUAGCGCAGGUGAAGAACGCUCAGGCGCCCAGGAACAAGCCGCACGAGGUCGAAGAAGCCACCAGCUCACUCAGCAUCACCCGCAAAUGCUUCCGACAUCUUGCUCUAGACUACGUCCUGCAGAUUAACGUCCUUCAGGCAAAGAAGAAAUUUGAGAUCUUGGAUGCGAUGCUCUCAUUCAUGAACGCCCAGUACUCGCUGUUCCAGCAGGGAUACAACCUUCUUGAUGAGCUCGACCCAUAUAUGAAGAAACUUGCCGCUGAUCUCGAUCAGCUGGUCAUCGAUUCUGCCAUGGAGAAGCGGGAGAUGGAACAUAAACAUGCAACUAUUCAACAAAGAACCCUCAUGCAGGAUUUUUCAUAUGACGACUCAAAGGUGGAGUUUAACGUGGACGCCCCUAAUGGCGUGGUGAUGGAGGGCUACUUGUUCAAAAGGGCUAGCAAUGCCUUCAAGACCUGGAACAGGCGGUGGUUCUCCAUUCAGAACAAUCAGCUGGUCUAUCAGAAGAAGUUGAAGGAUGUACUUACGGUGGUAGUAGAGGAUCUCCGAUUGUGUUCUGUAAAACCAUAUGAGGACAUCGAGAGGAGGUUCUGCUUUGAGGUCGUCUCCCCCUUCAAGAGCUGUAUGCUUCAGGCUGAGUCUGAGAAACUUCGACAAGCUUGGAUUCAAGCAGUUCAAGCUAGCAUUGCUUCAGCCUACAAAGAAAGCCCAGACACGUACUACAUCGAGCACCUGGACAGAACAGCCUCUCCGUCCACCAGCAGCAUUGAUUCAGCCAGUGAGCCGCGGGAGCGCAGCGCCAGGCCUGAAACGAUCCUGCAGCGCAUCCAGAGUCUGCCAGGGAAUGAGCAGUGCUGCGACUGCAGUCAAGCUGACCCACGCUGGGCCUCGAUCAACCUGGGCAUCCUGCUGUGCAUCGAGUGCUCCGGCAUCCACAGGAGUCUUGGCGUCCACUGUUCGAAGGUGCGUUCCUUGACCCUCGACUCGUGGGAACCAGAGUUAUUAAAGCAGUUGAUGUGUGAGCUUGGAAACAGCGUCAUCAAUCGCGUCUAUGAAGGUUCCUACCAAGAGCAGGGUCUGAAGAAACCAUCGCCCUCCAGUUCAAGGCAGGAAAAAGAGGCGUGGAUUCGAGCCAAGUAUGUGGAGAAGAAAUUCCUGAAGAGGCUUGGCUCCGCUGAGAUCCUGGUUAAUGGAGAGAGGAAGUCAGAGAGGCGGUGGAGCGUGAAGAAGUGCAGAAGACACAACAGCGCCACCACUGUUCCAAAAACCCAGCGGAGAUACAGACAAGAGCCUGGCAGCACCUCUCCUUCUGCUCUCUCAAUAGCAGCGGCAAAAUUCAGACGAGAGUCUUUGUUUUGCCCGGAUGAGCUGGAUUCUCUCUUCUCUUACUUUGAUAAUGGAUCUGGUCCUCGGAGUCUAAGCAGCGACAGCGGCCUGGGAGGCAGCACAGACGGCAGUACAGACAUCCUGGCGUUUGGCUCAGUGGUGGACAGCGUCACGGAGGAGGAGUGUGAAGAAUCUGAAGACUCGAGCGGUGAGACCGAGCCUGAGACGUCAGACCCGGAGGACAUGAGGGAGAUGGAUCCUGGAACCCUGCUCUAUAAAGCCUCUAAAGCUCGCAAUCUGCCAGUGAUGGCUGAAGCUCUAGCCCACGGCGCCGACGUUAAUUUGGUCAACGACGAGGACGAAGGAAAGACGCCCCUUAUACAAGCUGUUACUGGGGGUUCUCUGGUUGCCUGUGAGUUCCUGCUGCAAAACGCUGCUGAUGUCAACCAAAGAGAUGCAAGAGGGAGGGGCCCAUUGUAUCACGCUACUUAUCUAGGGCACACAGGACAGGUGUGUUUGUUUCUCAAAAGAGGAGCUGCGCAGAAUGACUGUGAUGAAGAAGGCAUGGACCCUUUGAGUAUAGCCGUGCAGCAAGCCAAUGCAGAUAUUGUCACGCUGCUGCGACUGGCCAGGAUGAAUGACGAAAUGCGGGAGUCAGAGGGACCGUUUGGACAGCCAGGAGACACUACAUACCUUGACAUCUUCAGGGAAUUUUCCCACAUGGCCUCCAACAACCCGGAGAAGCUGAAGCGUAGGAGUUUGCAUUUCCGACACUCGUUCAGGUAGUCGACUGGAUAUCUGGAGGGGAAAAGUGGCUCCGCUUCACGCUUAUAAGAGACCUACAAGAAACCUGGAGCACCUCCAGUUCAUCAGUCUACCACUUCCUGUUCCUGUUAAAAUGGUGAUAAGCUGUUAGGAUAGAUUGAAUGUGUCUCAGAGGAACUUUUAUUUUGGUAGGGCAAUAUUCUUUUGAGGAACUGCUGGUCUUUUCCUCUUGAAUAUGAAUUUAGAAACCCACUUUCCCUUAAAUGUUGAUGAGCACUUAUUCUGGCUGUGGUCAUAUAUAUAUAAAAAACCAUUUCUGUCAUGUUGGUGAUUGAAGGAAUUUCAUUAUUACCGUAUAUUUUCUCUGUAUGCAUGCAUUACAUUUCAUAUUUUAAACUUACAUUCAAAUACAGCUGAUAAGUUUUACGUUAACCAUCCGUAUUAUACAGUUGCAGUGAUGUUUCUUUGAAUGUGCAGCCUAUUUUGAUAAGAAACGUGUUUUAUUUUGCAUCGACUACGCUGGUCUAGUCCUUCUCUUUGAAUGUACUUUGCUUCACCACUAUGAGAUGAGGUCUUAACGUCCUGUAUGCAUGCUGGAGAAGUGAAAUAAAGUGUUAAUAUAUCAAGAGAAAUGAAUGAAAA